AACUAGAAACAAAAGCGAUAGGUUCUCUGUCAGGUUUCCUGAUGGUCUGUGAGUUUUUACUGGAAGGAUGUCCUCCGCUCAUUUUCAGACAGACUUAAUCAAAGAGGGGUUAACGCCUGACUUGGAAAUCAUUGUAAAGUCCGAGGAGGAGGUCGAUGGAUGGCGCAGGCUCCUGGGUUCUAACCGGACGCCCCAGAUCGUCUUACACCGGAUAGAUUGCCCUCAGCAUUACGUCUGUAAAGAGGAGAAGAUUCCUGUUGAACAGCUGCUGUAUCGCCAGAAGAGUGAUGCAAGUUCGGAUCUCGAGGAAGCAGAAUUUCCUAUAAUAAAAGAAGAGCAGGAUGAAUUAGAUCAUCUACAGAUAAAAGAAGAACAUGAGGACCCGGUGAUUCUACAGAUAAAACAGGAAAAAAUUAACCUCUGCAUCAGCCAAAAUAAGGAACAAGAAACUGUAAAGGAAGAAGCCAAUGGCUUUAGGGUCUCUCCUUCUUUUGAGGGUAAUGACUACAAUGAACCGACACCAAAUAGAGGCAAGCUCAUUUCACAGGACUUGCUUAAAACUGAGAAGAAAAAUCAGGAAAGAAAACAUCAAGAAAACACUGUUUUAAAAAUGUUUGAAGAGCCAAAAAAUAAGAGAAGCCAGAAAACCAAAGGGUAUGAUAAGAGGCGGUUUACUUGUGAGAUAUGUAAUAACAAAUUUACCCAAAAUUGCCACUUGACUGUUCAUAUGAGAACUCACACAGGUGAGAGGCCGUACUCAUGUGAGCUUUGUAAUAAAGGAUUCAUCCAAAUAUGUUCUUUAAAGGAGCACAUGAGAACGCACACAGGAGAGAAGCCUUUCUCAUGUAUGAUCUGUGAAAAAAAGUUCAGCCGGCAAGGUCAGCUGAAAUACCACAUCAAACUUCACACUGGCGAGAAGCCUUACUCGUGUGAUAUUUGUGGGAAGGCUUUCGUUGAACAGAGUAAAGUCAAGCUACACAUGCUAAAUCACACGGGUGAGAAGCCUUUCUCGUGUGUGACAUGUGGAAAAAGUUUCACUUUGGAAAGAGCAUUGAAAAGCCACAUGAAAAUUCACACGGCGGAGAAGCUUUAUUCAUGUCCAACCUGUGGAAAAGAAUAUAGGCGUCAAAACCGACUGACUUUACACAUGAGAAUUCACACAGGAGAGAACCUCUUUGCUUGCAUGACAUGUGGAAAAAAAUUCACUAUUAAAAGAGUGUUGGAUAAUCAUAUGUUGACUCACACAGGUGAAAGGCCCUUCUCGUGUAAGAUUUGUGGGAAAUGUUUUAGUCAGAAACAUCAUGCGGUUACUCACCUUAGAACCCACACAAGUGAAAAGCCUUUUUCAUGUCAGAACUGUAAAAAAGCCUUCAAAUCAAAAAGCAGUUUGAAUUUACACAUGAAGAUUCACACAGGUGUGAAGCCUUUUCUCUGUACGACCUGUGGAAAAAGCUUCAGUCAAAAGAGUUAUUUGGCGAAUCACAACAGAAUUCAUACUGGCGAAAGGCCUUUCUCGUGUAAGACUUGCGGAAGGGGUUUUAUUCAAAGACACACAUAUAUGCUUCAUAUGCGAACUCACACAGGUGAGAAACCUUAUUUGUGUAAGACAUGUGGAAAAAGAUACAAUCAGAAAAGCCAUUUAACUGAUCACAUUAGAACCCACACAGGGGAGAAGCCUUUCUUGUGUAAGACCUGUGGAAAAGGUUUUACGAUAAAACUACUCUUGAUUAACCACAUCAGAACUCACACAGAUGAGAGGCCUUUUUCGUGUAUAACCUGUGGGAAAAGUUUCCAUGUGAAGCCUCAUUUAAUUUCUCACAUGAAAGCACAUACAGACGAGAAACCUUAUCAGUGUAAAAUGUGUAAAAAAGCUUUCAGGCUAAAAAGCAGCCUGAAUUUUCACAUGAGACUACACACAGGAGUAGGCCUUUUUUCAUGUAAAACCUGUAAGAAAACCUUCCAUUUUAAAAGUAAUUAUAUGAGACACAUUAAAAUGCAUGAUUCACAAGCUUGAGAUUAAACAGCAGUAUGAGGUUUGUGAACUUGAUUUCACUAAGGCCCCGUCCACACGAAGUCAAAACGAACACGAAACGCUAAUAUUUUCCAGAACGUUUGUCGUAAAGACGGAGACGUAAAAUAAAUGUGAUCGUCCACACGAAUGCAUGAAAACGCUGCAAAAUGUAUGCAAGGCCUGUAAGAGGCGCUGUCGUGCCAAAG
Molecule: messenger RNA, 2217 nt
Organism: Cyprinodon variegatus (sheepshead minnow)
Lineage: Eukaryota; Metazoa; Chordata; Actinopteri; Cyprinodontiformes; Cyprinodontidae
Product: gastrula zinc finger protein XlCGF57.1-like
Exons: 2
Coding region: 68-2014 (648 amino acids)
Biological process (GO): regulation of transcription by RNA polymerase II
Cellular component (GO): nucleus
Molecular function (GO): RNA polymerase II cis-regulatory region sequence-specific DNA binding; DNA-binding transcription activator activity, RNA polymerase II-specific
Source: RefSeq, a predicted model, not a curated record